Molecule: messenger RNA, 711 nt
Organism: Phaeodactylum tricornutum CCAP 1055/1
Lineage: Eukaryota; Bacillariophyta; Bacillariophyceae; Surirellales; Neidiaceae
Exons: 3
Coding region: 1-711 (236 amino acids)
Source: RefSeq, a predicted model, not a curated record
AUGCCUCUGUUUUCUACAGCCAGAACCAAAGCAUCAUCGACAAACCCGUUGUCGUCUAGUCCAACAAAACCACGCAAACUCUUUCGACGGCAAGGGAAGCACCGUCCCUCACCGACAUCCGCGCUCGCUCCCAUAAAUCUGAACUAUUACGACCGACCUGAGGAGAAGACUGGUCCGGACUUUUUCGAAAAGUACCGAGUGAACGUGGUGGACGUGACUAGCGACAAGCCCAGCCUCGUUCAGACCUUUGACCCGCCAAGAGACGAACCGAACUGGUUCCUCACGUCUCCGCCACCCCGUGAACAGAACCUCGAGCCUCCCCAAUCCCAACCACGGGCCCUGCGCGGUGCCCAGAAACCGAGAUCAAGUUCACCAAAACCCCCACCCUCGGAACCGCAGUCUCGCGCUGUUUACUGCCAAAUCGAUGGCAACCAAAAUUCGGAGCGGGAUUGGCGUCCCCUUUCCGAAGAGAAGGACGAGGACAGUUUAGAGGGUCCAAACCGAGACCCACACCCUUUGGAUAGAGUAAACAUUGGCCGAACCAGCUUUAGGGAGUCGCGUGAAGACAAGGGCUUCACGCUCUGCCACGACGUACAAGACGUGGUUUACGAUUGUACCUUCUUCCUACGUAGCGCCAAAGACUACAGCUUGGAUUCCUGCAGAGGGCGGAGCUCGCCUCCGAAACGGCACCUAACACGCAUGUCACUGUAA